Molecule: messenger RNA, 8972 nt
Organism: Phycodurus eques (leafy seadragon)
Lineage: Eukaryota; Metazoa; Chordata; Actinopteri; Syngnathiformes; Syngnathidae
Gene: ptpn13
Product: protein tyrosine phosphatase non-receptor type 13
Exons: 48
Coding region: 311-7948 (2545 amino acids)
Biological process (GO): peptidyl-tyrosine dephosphorylation
Cellular component (GO): cytoplasm; cytoskeleton; nucleus
Molecular function (GO): phosphatidylinositol 3-kinase regulatory subunit binding; protein tyrosine phosphatase activity
Source: RefSeq, a predicted model, not a curated record
GUUUCCACCAGCAGUUAUGGUAACUUGGCUGGCUGUGAGCGGGUGGUUACACGAAAACACACGGCUCGUUGAAAGUUUGUUGCAGCGAAGGUGAAACUGGGGAACCCGGAGCCACACGUUGAGCGGGAUAUACCUAAAUAGCAAGCCGACGAGAGCAACCUGUUACCCGUUUGCUUGCCUGCCUUUCUCGCUCCCCAAAAUGUUGCUCUGUGGAUGGGAUGGCGUCUCGUCUGCGCACUCGUAGCCCCACCGGAGAAGCAACUUUAGCCACCCGAGUGUCUUCUUUUUACCGCUUCUGUUCUUCGGGAAGAUGCAUGUGUCGCUAGCAGAAGCCUUGGAGGUCCGAGGAGGUCCACUCCAGGAGGAGGAGGUCUGGGCGGUGCUGAGCCAGAGUGCAGAGAGCCUCCAGGAGCUCUUUCACAAAGACCCCUCAGCAAUGGGCUUCAUCAUCUCCCCUUGGUCCCUCCUGCUCAUGCCCUCAGGCAACAUCUCCUUCACAGAUGAGUAUUUCACCCAGCAGGACCUGAGAGCCUUCACAGCCCCUGAAGUCCUGGAGGGGAGCAACCUGCCUUCUGUCUCCGACAUAGAGAAGAUGCACAUGUACUCUUUGGGGAUGACCCUCUUUUGGGGAGCUGACUACGAGAUCCCCCAAACCCAGCCCAUGAAGUUGGGGGAACACCUAAACAGCCUGCUCCUCAACAUGUGCGACGAUAUUACACUGAGUCGAAUGUCGCUGCGCACGGUGCUGGACGUCUGCAGCAAACACAUUCGAAACUCCACUUGCGACCCUCCGUUCUCCUAUAUCCGAAAGCUUGUCCGCUUGGUGCUGGGCAGCCUUUCCCAGCUGGAUGGUUUGGUGACUGACAGAGAGUCUCUUCCUGAGCGGAGCAAGGAAAUUCGGGAGAGGCUGAGGGGGAAAGGCUUGCCUUCAGGAAGGAGUGCAGCCCCCAGGGUGCUGGAGCGCUACCGGGCCAGGACUCAGGAGCAGAGCUCUCUCAACCGGGUCCUCAGUCGCUCCAUGGGCUCCCUGUCGGUGCAAGACAUCAUAAGGGGGGAUGAAGGGGCUGGGCUGCAGUAUCCCAACUGGGACUCUCACCCCGACUCUGAAUGCCCCGGCGAGAUGUGCCCCACGCUUGUCUCACUCCAGCACCAGCACUCCUACCCCUACCUGCACCCCCUUCAUCCCCAGCAAAAAGGGCGACCCGUGGAACUGGACCGCAGGUCUUUACCGUUCUACAGCGCAGACCUGAGGGGGGCUCAAACCAGGAAGUCCUGGGCUUCCUCCGUGGACUUGGCCUGCAUCGACCCCGAAGCCCUUCGCUUCGGAGCCUUGGAGGACGCGCGCAGAGGCAGCAAUGCUUUAAGCACACAAACUAUCGGCAGGAUCAAAUCGCCAUUCAGCGCAUCCAGAGAGAGGGACUAUCGCUACUUUGAGUUUGGUGGGCUAAAGAGCCGGAAUGCCCAUCACCUCUCUACCCCGUCAGUCGGCUCAGGCCUGCCAGGUGCCUAUGACCGCAUCAAGGAGCGGCAGAGGAAACUGCAGAUGCUGCGACAAGCGGUGGAUGAACCGAGUCUCACCCACCACCGGCACCACAGCGAUUACAGUUCCUCCAGUGAAAGCCCCUCUGUUGCCUCCUCUGAUCCUGACUACAGGCAAGGGAAGAAAACGACUGACACGAGACGAUUCGGCUCUCAGCUGGCACUCUCCUCAGAACACGACUCCCUGUCCCUGACCAGUCACAACACGCAGAGGCACAGGCAGUAUGAAGGAGCAGCUAAUGAAGGUCUGGCAGGAGCUGAGCUGCUCCUCCAGAAGCAAGAGGAGGAGGUGCAGCGUCUGCAGGCUCACCUGGCCAACAGGUUGUCCCGAGCGAACAUCUACACCUUGGAUGACCCCCUGGCUCCUUCUCGCACUUCCAUGCUGGACCUUCAGGACCCGCGGUACACUUCUUCAAUGCCACUCCCUAAACCCAAGCAAUUCCAUGGACCAGAGUUUGUGAAGAUGGCCAGUGAGCCCAGCGUUACUCUCAGUGUUCCCUCUUCCAUAAUGAAGCGUAAAGGUGAGGAAGUGCAGAGGAAGGUGGGCGUGGUGUUGCUGAGUGGCCAGAAACUGGAGCUGAGUUGUGACGUCAAGGCCACAUGUAAAGAUGCGCUGGAUAUGAUCAUCGCCUACGUUGGCCUGGUAGAACGUCAUCUGUUUGGCCUAGCUUACAUCACAGAUGACGAGUUUUUCUUCGUUAAUCCCGAUGUUAAACUGUCCAAAGUAGCGCCCGAGACUUGGAAGAAGAAAUCUGACGUGACUUUUAGCCUUUUCCUACGCAUCAAGUUUUUCCUUGAUGACGUCAACCUAAUUCAACAUGCUAUGACCAAACAUCAGUACUAUCUACAGCUGAGAAAGGACAUCCUGGAGGAAAGGAUGCGCUGCGACAUGCAAAAUGCCAUCUUGUUGGCCUCUUUAGGGCUACAGGCAGAGUUUGGUGACUACCAACCAGAGCUCCGCGGGAAGACGUACUUUCGAGUGGAACACUACCUGCCUGUGUCAGUCAUGGACAAAAUAGACCAGACGACCAUCAAGGAGGAGCUGCCGAAACGUCACAGCAACUGCUACGGAGCAUCAGAGUCAGAGGCUGAGUUUGAGUUCCUCAAGAUGAGCCAGAGGCUGACCGAAUACGGGGUACAUUUCCACCGUGUUCUCCCUGAGAAGAGGUCACAGACUGGCAUCAUGCUGGGCGUCUAUUCCAAAGGUGUUCUCAUCUUUGAGGUCCUGAAUGGAAAUCGAACCCCAGUGCUAAGGUUCCCCUGGAGGGAAACAAAGAAGAUUUCAUUCACUAAAAAGAAGAUUUGCCUUCAAAACACAUCCGAUGGAAUCAAGCAUGUUUUCCAAACGGACAGUAGCAACACUUGUCAAUAUCUGCUACAGCUCUGCUCUGACCACCACAAGUUCCACCAGCAGAUGAGGGCCCUUCAAAACAACCAGGAGCUCCAAUACCUCGUGAACAGCCCCCUGACUGGCUUGCAGUAUUCCACCGAUCGUCAGGGUGCAGUGAGCUCAGGCAGCCUCGCCCCUGACCUGUCCACGCACCCCAACCCAGUGCACCUGAAGAGGAUCUCCUAUUCCGAGGCGGCACUCAACAAGGUGCCAUCCGGCUCUGUCUUGAUCCAGGACCAGUUUAACUUUCCGGGGUUCCAUCCAGUGAAGGUGCACCCUAAUCCUCGCGCCAUGAGCCGCUCCUUGCACAACCUCGGACAGACACCGAAGGCUUCCGAGCAGAGCGCUGCAGAGCCGUAUAGUGAUGCACUGGCUCGGAUACUACCCAGCCAGCGUGCCAGUUCGGACACAGACUCUCUCUCGCACCAGACCAACACUCCAGCUUGGGGUCACUUUGAGGCCAAAAGAGAUUCAGACUCCUCUUCCAUCGAAGACACAGGCCAGGCUUAUGUGAUGGGUGUCAGUAUGCACAGCUCCUCUGGGCUACGGUCCACCCCAACCUCUGCCAGUGAUUCCCUGAAGAAAAAAGUCAAUGCUUUGCCAUCUCCAGAGAGACAAAUCACUUCUGUAAGCCUGAAGAAAGAUGUGAAAUAUGGCCUCGGGUUCCAGGUGGUGGGUGGGGAGAACCCUGGUCGCACUGACAUGGGUACCAUCAUCAGCUCUGUCACCCCUGGGGGUCCCGCUGAUGUUGACGGUUACCUCAAACCCGGGGAUCGCCUGAUCGCCGUCAACGACCUGAACCUGGAAGGGCUCUCUCACGCCGCAACCAUUGAAGUGCUCCAGAACGCGCCUGAUGAUGUCGCACUGGUGGUGUCGCAGCCCAAAGAGAGACUCUACAAAGAAUCUUCAUCUGACUCUUCUCCAACCAAGACCAAGUCUACACUGGCGGCAUUCAAGUCCACUCAGCGAGAACUGGAAGUUCCCUUGGCGGAACGCACAGCAACAAUGAGAUCCAGCCCUCCAGCCACCCGUCACCCGCCUUCACCCACCAUCCCUUCCCGGCAAAGUUCUCAAUCCUCUCACGAAAUGAUGAGUAGCAUUCCAACCAUCAUCCUGCCAGCUUCUAGCCAAGUGAAGCAGUGCCUGGAAAGGGCAACCACCGCGCUCGAAUCCCAAGAUUCGUCCUUGGAUCCUCCACCGCCGGCGUUGCCUCCCAAAACCCGGAAGACAAAACUCUUAGAAGCUCCCAAGUUUUCAGAGUGUUCCGACGGUGGAGAUUCGGACAUGGAUGAGGAGAGUCACUCCAAAAGUCAGGAGAAACAAAUGGUCGAUAAGGACUACCACAGGGAACAUUUAAAUGGUAAUGCCUCAGGUGUCAGUAGCCUCCGGCCCGGAGAGUUAUUUGACAUUGAGCUGUCGAAAAAAGACAGCAGCCUGGGCAUAAGUGUCACGGUACUGUUCGGCAAGGGGGGAGUGAACACCACCAUUCAGCAUGGCGGCAUCUACGUCAAGGCCAUCAUUCCCAAAGGAGCUGCAGACCUUGAUGGGAGGAUACAUAGAGGGGACCGUGUGGUGGCCGUCGACGGAAAGUCACUAGAGGGCGCCUCUCACCAGCAGGCAGUUGACUCUCUCAGAGACACAGGGCAGGCGGUGAAUUUGUUGCUCGAGAGGGGUCAUCCACUUACGGAAAGGAUCCACGCGCCCGUCACUCCUCAGUGCACACCGCUGCACUCCAGCAACAGCAGCAUCCGAGAGCCAAGCAAGAGUAAAGUGAUGCCACGGGAGCUCAAAGACAAGCCAGAGUACAGCUUUUUAACUCCAGACAAUGUAUUUGAGGUGUGCCUGCUGAAGAACGCCUCAGGACUGGGCUUCAGCUUCAGUAGGGAGGAGUAUAUCCCAGACGAGGGUCCGAGCUCCAGUCUGGUGCGCGUGAAGAAGUUGUUCCCUGGUCAGCCGGCUGCGGAGAGCGGCCGCAUCAACAUGGGCGAUGUCAUCAUCCACGUCAAUCAAACGCCCCUAAAAGGACUCUCGCAGCAUGAGGUAAUAUCAGCCUUGCGAGGAACAGGACGGAAAGUGACGUUGCGCCUCUGUAGACCGGAACGGGGUGUUCUGCCAGAGUUGGACUCUUCAGCUUUGACACCCAACCCGUCACCCCGUAAAGAGCCGCUCAACCCAGCCAAGCUUGAUGUGGCGAGGACCAAAUGUUGCCCUCCACAGGAUGACAAGAGGAGUCAGGGCAGUGUGGAAGAAGCCCUGGAGAGACUGCGGCUCAAAUCCAGCGACAGCACUGAGGACUUCCAGGAGAGGCCGCAUCCUAACUCUGACAGCGUGGAAGACAUCCUGGAAAGAUUGCAAGUCAAGAGCCCCGGCCGCCGCAAUAGCUACAGCGACAGCACGGACGGCGAUGAGGAGGUUGAGGAGGCGUUUAGCCCAAGCGCCCUGGAGCACAGCGGGCAGACGUGGGAGCACAGCAUCUACCAGACACCCAGCGGCAGCAGCUUGGGACUCGGAUCCCACGCCAACAGCGGUCAGCUGGAUGACAGCAUCCAUUCCACCUUCUACUCGCCGCAGAUCGCCAUGACCAGACUGGAACAAAGCAAGAGAAAUCAAGAGUCUUCCCUCCGCCUGGCGUCCUCCCACUCCGCUCCGAGUCCAGAUCCCCUUCCUCCUCCUCUGCCAAUGCCUUUAAACCUCUCUGUGCCCGCAAAUAGACCAGAGAUCGCCGAGCUUGUCCCGGAAGUGGAGCUAAAGGUCUCACUAAUUAAGUCUGAAAAGGGCAGCCUGGGCUUCACGCUGACCAAAGGCAGCGAUCACAGUUGUUACAUCCAUGACAUUGUCCAAGAUCCAGCCAAAAGUGACGGACGGCUCAGGCCAGGUGACAGAAUGAUUAAGGUGAACCAGACAGACGUGAGCAGCAUGGGGCACACCGAAGUGGUGGAACUUGUGCGUGCAGAGCCUCGGCUGGUGGAGUUGGUGGUGGGCAGGGUGUUGGAUGGCCCCAGGCCUUAUAUUGAUGCCCACCUGCUGCCCGACAUCUGCUUCAGAGACAUCCACAAACCACUUGGUCUGGUGUUGGACUGCGGUCGGGACAACAUGUAUGGGCUCGUGUUUGUGAAAGACGUCCUUGCAGGAUCGGUGGCCUUUGAAGAAGGCAGCCUGAGACCACUGGACCUCAUCCAUUACAUUAACGGCGCACCCACCCAGGACCUCACCCUCAGCGAGAAUGCCAGACUGUUGGAGCUUUCCCGCGGCGACUUAACUCUUAAAGCCACGAGGGAUGGCAAACCUGUUUAUCCUGGGAAAAUUGUGUCCUCUCUCAACAACAUCAGCUCCAAUGUAUCAUCUGGCAUCAAUGGGUUCCUCACAGCGGAAGAUCCGAUGGAAACAGAGUUUUUCACAGCUCUGUCCUCUUUAGAGGAGGAGGUGAUCAAGCUGGAGCUGGACAAGCCGCUCUCAGGAGGUCUCGGUUUCUCCGUGAUCGGGGGCGAGCGAGGCAUCUUCGUCAAGUCCAUCACAGCAGGCGGAGUCGCCGAAGCCUCGGGGAAGUUGCAAGUGGGCGACAGGUUGCUGAAAGUGAAUGAGGAGCCAAUGACGGCCGUUUCGCACACCAAAGCUGUCACCACCAUCCGCAAAGCUAAAGGCCUGGUAUGCCUGGUGGUGUCCAGGCCGCCUGACCAGAACCCGAACACCUACCUGGCCUAUCUGCCCAUCAAUGCUGAUAAUUGCAAUGGAAAUGCAGAUCUCAGUGAGGAUAGCGGGGUGAAGACCAAGUUGGGUAGUCCCCAUAACUUAGUAAAAUCUGAUUGUCCACCAUUACCGCCAACCGACUAUGACGAAGGUCCGCCCCAUCCCAAAAGGGAGCACAGUGCUGACCUCUCCGAGGACACAGACUACGACGGCUCCUCCUUACCCGAAGACUCACCCGAGAGUUCCCGUAAAGUUGAAUGGCUGGAGGAGAGUGUGGACACCCCCAGCAAUGAAAAUUAUCUGCAAAUGAGCGCUGGCCAGCCAGAAGACGAUGACGUCAUCACAUGGGGAAGCGAUGAGCUGCCCAUUGAAAACCUCAACUCCAAAUUCAGAAAUGAUGGGCCAAUCAUCACUGAGGACGAACUGACCUCCUUACCAUUGGUGGAAGUGGUCCCUGAUGGCCAGUACACUGGUCCCAAGCUCAACGGUGUGGUGCGCAUGAUGAAGGGGCUUCUGGACCAGAAAGUCCCCCAGCAGGAGUUUGAGAAUCUUCAAAAUCUUCAACCUCUGGACGACUGUUUGGUGGGCCAGACGAAGGAGAACAAGAGGAAGAACCGUUACAAAAACAUUGUCCCUUUCGACACAACGCGGGUGGUGCUCGGCACAAACGGCGGCUACAUUAACGCCAACCACAUCAAGAUGCACGUAAAGGACAAGGAGUUUGCAUACAUCGCCUGCCAGGGACCUUUGCCCACCACUAUGGGCGACUUCUGGCAGAUGGUUUGGGAGCAGAAGUCCAACGUGGUCGCCAUGAUGACGCAAGAGAUUGAGGGCGGCAAGGUGAAGUGCCAACGGUACUGGCCCGACUCACCGGGUACCACUGAGAUGGUGGACGAGUGCCUGCAGGUCAAGCUAGUCAAAGAUCAAUACCUGGACCACUUUGUCAUCCGACUCAUGGAGGUCAAAGACGUGACGACGGAUGAAACGCAACUGGUGACGCACCUGAACUACACGGGCUGGCCUGACCACGGGACACCGUCACAGCCCGAGCAGCUGCUCACCUUCAUCUCCUACAUGAGGCAUGUGCACCGCUCAGGCCCCAUCAUCACGCACUGCAGCGCCGGCAUCGGACGCUCUGGAACGCUUAUUUGCAUCGACGUGGUCCUCGGUCUCAUCUGCAAAGACGCUGACUUUGAUAUUUCAGAUGUGGUACGAAACAUGAGACUUCAGCGAAAGGGAAUGGUCCAGACAGAGGACCAAUAUAUCUUCUGCUACCGGGUGAUCCACUAUGUCCUGGAAUGUCUUCAAGAUGAGAAGAACAUCUCAGGAUAGUCAGUGGACACCAGCAGAAAAGGCCAAAUCACAAAACAUGUUUUUAAAAUACAGUAAAUAUUACUUCUGCCACACCCUGAGUGUCCAUUUUUUUAAAAAAGAAAUUUAUAUUUUUAUUGUAUAUUUGCUUUAUUUUUAUUUUUAGUUCCCUUCCUUUUGGCUGCCACCCCUCCCCCCUCGUGCGACGAUGACAACUGCUGAUUGUAUUCCUUAUAUUGAGCUACAAGAGAACACUAGUAUUUUAUUUUCCAGAUAAAAUGAUUACACACAUGGACCAAUGACAUAUUGUUUGUGGAACAAAAUUGUGACUAUUUUAAAUCUUGUUUGUUUGUUGAUGCUGGAACUCGCCUUGACAGAAUACUAUGUCAGUAUUUGCUUCGCUCGCUGCCUGAAGGUAAAUGAACGUAAACGUGUACAUAUUCAUCUGCUGAAAAUUAAACUGGAUACAUUUUAAUUAUUCAGAACCUUUUUUUGGGUUUGAGUCCAUUUUUUUUUUUAAAGAUAUGCAGUUUAUAUAGCCAAGAAGGCUCAUUUUCCAUUUUCUUUUACGCUUUCCCUCACUUUUAGGUCCCAGAGUCAUGUGGUAACCUAAGUACACUAGGGGCCCCAGCCAGACCCCAAAAUAAAAAAAAAAAGACACUUUUCCCGUGGGUCAAUUUUCAGCCAUUUUUUUUAGGGCACUUGUUUAUUUGAUGACAGUAAAAUGUGCUUGUAUGACAUGUACCACAGUGAGAAAGCAGUACAAAGCAGAGUGCAGCAGUUUGAUCAACAUAAUGCUUUGAUGGCUGUGAUAACACACAUGAUGUACAUUCCAGUUUAUUAGAAAUUAAACCUUAUUUUAACGGUUGUUUUCAUAAAGUGUAACCCUAAAGGGACAAGGAAUAUAUGGUAAACUUCAGUUCCAAUGGGCCCAGAUCACUAUAAGGGAGUAGAUUAACAUAAUUUCUCUGCUACAUAAGGAUAACGACAUUAAAAGGUUAAAAUUCAAUACAAUGAAGAAAAGGUGUACUAGUACACAUGCAGA